CCCUUUUUCACCAAAAAUGUGAACUGGAUUUUCAUUUAUUGACAUCAGCCUCAGCAAACCUAACAGAAAAUCCUUGAAAACUCAGACUUUAGCAGAUGCUUUUUUGAGAGCCUUGCUGGACAUGAGGGGAGGAAUCUGCUAUUUGCUUCUGCUGGUUAUUGAUGCCAUUUUAUUUAUUGGUCAUGGCUGUACGUGUACGAACAGCACAGAAGAUUUUGGAACGCCCAAGCCGCCUCACCUCAUCUUCAUUAUGGUGGAUGACCAAGGUUAUGGAGACAUUGGCUAUCAUGGCUCAGACAUCCAUACUCCUGUGUUGGACCAGCUGGCAGCAGAAGGGGUCAAACUAGAGAAUUAUUAUGUCCAACCGAUCUGUUCACCCUCUCGCAGUCAGCUUAUGACAGGACGCUACCAGAUUCACACUGGACUCCAGCAUUCAAUAAUCCGACCACGUCAGCCCAUCUGCUUGCCUCCAGAUAUCCCCACCCUACCUGAACAGCUGCUUGAAGCUGGAUACGCUACGCACAUGGUGGGUAAAUGGCACCUGGGUUUCUGCAGGCCAAACUGUUUGCCCACAGGCCGCGGCUUUAAGAGUUUCCUGGGAACUCUGACUGGCAGUGGAGACCACUUCUCCUAUCAGAGCUGUGAUGGUGCUGAAGCUUGUGGAUUUGACUUGCAUGACGGAGACAGACCUGCCUGGGAGAUGAGCGGGAAAUACUCCACUUUUCUCUACAUAGAAAGAGUGAAGCAGAUCCUGAGGAACCACGACCCCGACAAGCCGCUCUUCCUUUACUUGUCACUUCAGGCUGCACAUACGCCCCUGCAGGUACCUACCCAUUUUCUGCACCACUAUGAUUCCCAGAGCAACCGUAACAGACGCCACUAUGCAGCCAUGCUGAGCUGUCUGGAUGAUGGAAUUGGACAGCUGGUUGAGGAACUGAAGAUUGGUGGAUUUUAUCAAAACUCUGUACUGAUCUACUCAUCUGACAACGGUGGGCAGCCACUCUCAGGAGGGAGCAACUGGCCGCUGAGGGGCGGCAAAGGAACCUACUGGGAAGGUGGCAUCCGGGCUGUGGGCUUUGUACAUAGUCCUCUCCUGAAGAGGAAGGGUGUCGUGAGCAAAGCACUCAUCCAUGUCUCUGACUGGUUCCCCACGCUGCUGGGGCUUUCAGGGGCCCUGCAGUCCCGCCAUGGUCUUGACGGUCAUGAUGUUUGGGGUAGUAUCAGCGAAGGCCUGCCCUCCCCUCGCACCGAAAUCCUUUUCAACAUCGACCCGGUGUCCAGAAAACCCGAGGAACCGUAUGAAAAGGCACUGGUACUCAACGGCUUUGGGAUCUGGGAUACAGCCGUAAGGGCUGCAAUAAGGGUUGGUGACUGGAAGCUAUUGACAGGAAACGUGGGUGACGGAGACUGGAUACCACCUCAGGCAUCUUCCGGAGGUCCAGAGCGCUGGAAGAAACUUGAAAAGCGACGCAAUGAGCUGGGGAAAUCGGUGUGGCUCUUUAAUGUUAGUGCAGACCCGUAUGAGAGGUUUGACCUUGCAAAGGCUCGGCCAGAGGUGGUGAAACAUCUGCUCAUUAGGCUGGCUGAGUACAACCAGACAGCUGUGAUGGCUAAGAACCCCCCAGAUGAUCCUAUGGCCGACCCAGAGCUCCACGGAGGGGCGUGGAGCCCCUGGCUGGGCCUGGAGGGGCAAGAGAAAGAUAAUGAAGAGGAUGAUGGAAGGAGAGAAAGGGUGGUGAAAAUGAAACACUGCAAAUUAUGCAAAUUAAGAGCCCUCUUCAAGAAGGUUGGGUCACGCCUGGAAAGGAAUACCCUAUUCUAAAUGUUUCUUUUAGCAGCAUUAAUUGGAUUCAAAUAUUUAGUAGUUCAUACGAGCAGAAUGUGUACUAUUUUGAAUGACCAAAACUAACAAAAAGGCUCCCAAUAAUGCCAGCAAGCUUGCAUUGAGUCGUGGCAUAUUGUCAGAUUUUGACAAUUGGAAAAAAAAAGCAGAACAACAUCAGAAGUCUUUGGUCUUAAAUUGAAAACUUCAUCCAUAGGAAAGUGAAAGAGUGACAAACAAAACGUACAGGUCAGCCAGAGUGCAUACAAGUAAGAUAGACCCACAAUCAGAUUGUGAGGGUCAGCAGAUGAAUAGGCAGCCUGACAGACAAGGACGACGGGGUUGUUGCCGGCUGAGCAAGCUGACUCACACUCUGUCAUGUGGCCAAACUGCAGCAGAGAUUGUUUGCUGUGUCUGGACUGCACAGAGACCAACGUGUGAGUGUGUCACUGUGCACUUAUGCCGUAUUCAAGAGGAAUUAGAUUCAUAGAGAAAGCAUGCAUGCAUACAUGUGAAAACAAACCUCAAGUGACCUCGAGAAGUCUCCUCUCUACAAUGGCGUAAAGAUACCCACUGGGGUGAUUCAAAUGUCACUUUGUUAUUUUGUUGUUAGGGGUUAUACAAAUACACUAAAGCCCACAGUGUCUAAUUUGGCCUUUGAAAGACCCCUGACUGCAACACAAUGUCUAGUCCAAGCAGCAGUGACUAACUUGCCAAGGAUCAGUAGAUGACACUGUCGGUAUUUUCUGUACAUUUAGAUGAAACCAAAGAUAUUUGUUAUUAAAUGCACAGAA
Cololabis saira (Pacific saury) is the source of this 2616-nucleotide messenger RNA. RefSeq names its product arylsulfatase I. Lineage: Eukaryota; Metazoa; Chordata; Actinopteri; Beloniformes; Belonidae. The record is from RefSeq and is a predicted model, not a curated record. The transcript has 3 exons. The coding region runs from base 122 to 1822 and encodes 566 amino acids.